Epinephelus lanceolatus (giant grouper) is the source of this 1763-nucleotide messenger RNA. The record is from RefSeq and is a predicted model, not a curated record. Lineage: Eukaryota; Metazoa; Chordata; Actinopteri; Perciformes; Serranidae.
ACAGUACAACAGAGGUGCGAGUGUAGAUGCUGAAUUUAUCAAGCAUCAUCUUUAACUGAACUAACCAAGCUCCAAAUUAACUUCUGCUGAGGAUGGAUGAGGAGAGUCUGAAGACGGCAAUAAUGGAGGAAGCCUCCAAAGAUACUGGCCCUAUUUUCCAGGCCGAGGGAAUCAACUUCAAUGAAAUCCUCCAACUACGUCUGGGAUACAGAAAUAUCCUGAUGAUUGACCACUUGUGGGAAUUCACAUCCUUGACCAAACUGGAGUUGAACAACAACCAAAUAGAGAAGAUGGAGGGCCUGGACCAACUGCUCAAUCUGACAUGGCUUAAUCUGUCAUUCAACAGCAUACAGAAAAUCGAGGGUCUGGAGUCUCUGCGGAAGCUUGAAGUGCUGAAUUUGUGCAACAACAGAAUCUCUGUCAUUGAAAACAUGGACACACUUGAGAAAAUCACCCUCUUCUUCAUCGCUAACAACCACCUCAGACAGUUGGACAAUGUGCUCUAUCUCAGGGGGUUCAAGAACCUGCGCAGCAUCAACCUAUGUGGGAAUCCCGUCUCUAAGGAAGACGAAUACAAGUUUUUUAUGGCAGCCCACUUUCCAAACUUGAUGUACCUAGACAGCAAAUCACUUGACGAGAAGACAAAAAAUGAAGCGUCUAUCAAAUACCGCAGUGUCCUCUUCAAGAUGAAACUUGAGGAGCUGCAGAAGCAAGAAGCCACUGAGGCUGAGCAAAGACAGGAAGCUGAAGUCAAACUACACACAGAUGCCUUUGUGGAGUUCCUGAAUGGCUCUCACCUGUUUAAGAGCAUGAUCAAAGACGAUCCGGAGGCAGAGACUCUACGCUGUGUGCCUGAAGUGGCUCAAUUGCUUCAAACAUUCGAGCAACAAAUGGUGAAGCUGUGUAUGCAGUUAUUUGAAUUUGGUUUGGCUGAGCAUAAGCGCAGAGAGACAGAGGUGACUUCCUUCUUCAGUGGUCAGAACAAGGCUGUGACGUACUACCAGGGCAUUGCAUCGCAGAUAUUGGCAAAUUUUGAGCAGCAACACAGAGAGAGGACAGAGGAGCUGCAGCAGUUAUCCGACCUGGACCUGCUGAAGGUUAAGAUGGACCAGUGUAAUGAUGAAAUCGACCUGCUCUGUAACAGCCUCAUGGAGCUGGAGUUUGAGAUGGCUGGCGAGCUGGAGAACAUCAUCAAAUUGUUGGACACCACCAUCUCAGACAUGGUCUGCAACUUCAGUGAAACUGCUCAGGAGAUAUUUGUGCAAUGUCGAGAUCUGGAGGAUAGUUAUUAUGAGAAGGUGCGAGAGGUUGCUGUGGCAACUCUGGAGAGUGUGGCCAAGGACAACGUGGAUGAGGACCUACCAGAUGAUGUUAAAAUGCUGUUUACAGACAAACACACAGUGAUGGAUGCACUGGCCACUGGCCACGAUAACCACCUGCUGAAGAUCAAUGACCGAGAGACUCAGUUGGUUACACGUGCCAAUGCCUGGAAAGUGGCCCUCAUUAAAGGGAUUCAACAUGACAAAAUGAAGUGGAACCGCAUCCGCAUCUCAGACACCCACAGAUAUAGGGACUAUUUGAGGGAGCAGCUGGAGAAGUUGCUGUAGCAGCAUCUGUGAAAUGUUUUCCCCCAAAACAUUUGUUUAUGUUCUUGUUUUUUGUUGUUGUUGUUGUAAUGUGAAACCUGACUGGACAACUGUAACAAAUUUUACUGUGUGCAAGUAAAAAUAUUUGUAUUCUCUAUUUGUAUUUUCUAAGAAAUA